Molecule: messenger RNA, 969 nt
Organism: Stylonychia lemnae
Lineage: Eukaryota; Ciliophora; Spirotrichea; Sporadotrichida; Oxytrichidae
Source: the annotation of a GenBank genome assembly
AUGGGUGCAAUGUGCACUAACAGAUAAGUACCUUUGAGGCAAAGAGGACCAAUGACAGCUUAAUUAAAGCCUUUCUUUGACUAAGACUGCUAUGAGUAAAUAGAUCACAUUAUCGAAAAUUAUAAGUCAGAGUUAAGGGUGCUUAGGAAAAAUGAUGAUUAGAAAAACCAAUCCAAGGUUCUUAUUGUCUUAUUUGGAUCUUACUGUGAGAUGAUAAAGGACAUUAUAUUCAAAUCAAGACUAGAAGACAGAAAGAAGCUGAUAACUGAGUUAGAUAAUUUAUAAGAUUAAGAUUACCAAGUAAAUCUGAAAAUACUCAGAUCUCGGUACAACAAAAUAUUAAGAGAGAUGUUCACUGAUGUGAGUAAAUCUGUGACUGAUAUGCAGGUUGAGACUUCAUAGAUACUCUAGCUACCCUCUGAUAGGCUUGUGCAGAUGCUUGACCUAUCACAGUUCAACGAUGAUGAAACUAACGAACUUCAGUUUAAAAUUGAUACCAAGUUACAAUCAAUUAAGAACAAUGUUAAAUCACCAGAAACUCCUUAGAGGAAAAGAAGAAGGGACAUAAAAGUAAAUGCAUCGGAAGAGAAAAGCAAAGGGCGUGAGUACAUUCUGAAUGAAUAGUUUGAAAAGAAAAUCAAUGAUUAAUCAUAAUUAACCGAGGAACUUUGUAGAGAAAUUCUUGAAUACACUGAAGACAUCCAGAGAGAGUAAAUAAUGUGUAAGGGAAGUCCAAACAGGAAGGAAUAGGAUUAAUUUUCAAAUGAUGACAUAUCAAGUAGUUUCAGUACUACUGACAAAGAAUUUAAUGAAGAAAUCAACCAAAUUGCUAUAAAUGGUUUCGAAAUAGAAGAUAGACUGUUCAUUAGAUAUGGUAUAACUUAUGAUCAGUUCAGAGAUGCUCUCGAAAGAUUUAACAUUGACACAUAUGAUGAGGAAUUUGAUAAUUAGGAACAUCAUGAUAUUUGA